Meloidogyne enterolobii is the source of this 474-nucleotide messenger RNA. The record is from the annotation of a GenBank genome assembly. NCBI's taxonomy places the organism in Eukaryota, Metazoa, Nematoda, Chromadorea, Rhabditida, Meloidogynidae.
UUUCAAGUUUAUUUUCUUUAUUCCAUCACUAAAAUAAAAAUGAGCGCAACAAAUGCAGAACAGAAACCAGCACAGCCACAAAAGCGGGCUCAUGCUGGAGAGGAAAAUGGUGCAGAUGAUGGAAUCGCAAAUAAAACGAAAAAAGUUGAUAAUGGAGAGAUAAACAAAAAUGAUUUGGCAAAUACUGAAAAUAACUUAAAAGCGUCAGAAGCUGCUGACAACGAAGCAAUCUCCGCAGAGCCAAAAUUAACGAAAAAAGCAUUGGAGGAAAAUAAAUUGGCAGAUCGCGAAGAUGGAGGGGAAGAGAGCGAUGCUGAAAGUGGGGCUGUUGACGAGGAGGAAGAAGAUGAUGAAGUAUUGGAUGAUGAUGAGGAAGACGAUGAUGAUGCUGUUGGCGCUGAAGGAGAUGAUCAAGACGAUGAUGAGGAUGGAGGAGAAGAUGAUGAAGGUGAAGAAGAAGAGGAGGAAGAGUGA